AUGCCCGAAUACAAUGAUAGUAAUCGUGCCUUUCUCCAGGCAUUCAUGGCACGCUCGACUAUGACCUUUGAAGAAGCGCAACCCAUCCUGGCUGCGAUAUUAACAGUAUCUGAAGGGCGAACAGUGGAACCUGACGAGGUUGGAGAAGAUCAGUUCUCUGACUUUGUCUCAGCCGCCAACACCGCCGUGUCACCCUUCGACCUCGAGAUUAGAAGCUCUUUGCCACAGAUCCUUCUCCCAGCCCAGCAAGAUGCCACAAUCACACCACUGAAGCGAGUGUAUGCGCUUGUGAAUACUACAAGUGAUGCUUUGACACAGCUCGCGACCACUUAUUCUCCGGACGAGAUCGCAUUUCUCAAGCGCUUGCUUGACUACAUGUUUGUCACAAAUAAUACACGGGUGUGCGAAGCAAUGGUAGCUUCGCAGAUGCAAGCUGUCCAACUCCAUAAGGCUCCGUCUAGCGAACGACAAUACACGAGCAAUGAUUCAACACAGACGCAAACCGCAGCGGUACAGUCAUUGCGUAUGACCCAAGCAGAAACCAUGAUUAUUCACUUGAUCGAAGAAGGCUGGUUGCAGAAGAGCGCGAAGGGCUACCUCAGCCUCACACCACGAGCGCUGAUGGAGCUGAGGGGCUGGCUAGCCUUAACGUAUAAUGACGAGGGUCCCGAUGGCCAAGUUGUGUAUCGGAUCAAAUCUUGUGCUGCUUGCAAAGAUAUUAUCACCGUGGGCCAACGCUGCGAAGACCAUGCAUGCAAAGGUCGACUUCAUGACCAUUGCAUGCGCAACUUCUUCCGCAUGCAACAAGCAGAGAAAUGCCCCGUGUGCAAAAAGGAGUGGCCCGGCGAUAACUUCGUGGGUGAGAGAGCGCUCACUGUGAACUCGAGACUAAGCAACGCUGUUCCGCCUGUUCCACAGCAGAGGGAGUCCUCGCCUGCUGCGCCUAGUGCUCUUGGCGAAAUUUCUGAUGACGAAAAUGACAUCGAUGAAGUACAAGCUUGA
This is a messenger RNA of Penicillium vulpinum, 1002 nucleotides long. Its product is annotated as non-structural maintenance of chromosomes element 1 family protein. Gene Ontology annotation, biological process: double-strand break repair via homologous recombination; DNA damage tolerance. Gene Ontology annotation, molecular function: ubiquitin-protein transferase activity. The record is from RefSeq and is a predicted model, not a curated record. The transcript has 3 exons. Lineage: Eukaryota; Fungi; Ascomycota; Eurotiomycetes; Eurotiales; Aspergillaceae. Gene Ontology annotation, cellular component: nucleus; Smc5-Smc6 complex. The coding region runs from base 1 to 1002 and encodes 333 amino acids.